AUGGGAGUUUGUUUUUCCUGCCUCAACGGAGGUGCAUAUGACCAAGAAGACGACGAGACCACGUCGCUCUUGCGGAGGAACCAACUUCAACAGGAUAGCAACGUCUUGCAGGAGGAGGAAAUGUUGAAGCAGCAGCAGCGACAGCAAGAGCUAUCCUCGAUAGUCAACGACCUAUCCGACAAGUUGAUUGAUGUCACGUCAUUUUUGAACAACAGUUCCAGCCAGAUCUUGACCCCGCCAGCUGCUGCUGCAAGUCGCGAACACUCUACGUUGCAGGGAAGUACGAGUAAUUUGAAUGCCGGAGUGGUACGUGGCACUGAAAAGUUGGAGAGACUGUAUCCUUAUGCCUAUAGCAAGAGCGAGAGGGAGAAAGUUGUUGACGGGGUCAAGAAAUUGGAUGACGCUACACGUCAAGCUUGUCAAGUUUCUGUUUCGGAGCCGCUAUAUUUGAAGUUUUGA
This is a messenger RNA of Lodderomyces beijingensis, 459 nucleotides long. NCBI's taxonomy places the organism in Eukaryota, Fungi, Ascomycota, Pichiomycetes, Serinales, Debaryomycetaceae. The record is from the annotation of a GenBank genome assembly.